CCCGUGUAAAAGAGGAUCCUGCGGCAUGGAGUUGAAUCUUACCAUUAACACAAACAGCCCUCCUCUGGGUGCACUUCUUGCUGCAGAGCAUGUGAAGAGCAGUGUGCAGGUAUCUGUGGAAGAAGGCAAAGACACCAAGCUUCACAUCUCGGAUUCAAUCCAGUUCAAUGAUGCAAACUCCAUCAGCCGUUACCUGGCCCGGGUUGCUCCUGCCCUUGGCCUGUACGGAACCAACAUGAUGGAGCAGACUGAGGUGGACCACUGGCUGGAGUUCAGCGCUCGGCACCUUUGUGAUCAGCCUGAUCUGUCAGGAGCGCUGAAUGAGUUGGACCGGGCCCUGUCCCUGCGCACAUUCCUAGUCGGACAUGCUAUCACCCUGGCUGAUUUGUCUGUCUGGGCUGCUCUCAAGAGUCAUGUUGAUUGGCCAGCCCAGGACAAAACUUUUCCUCACGUCAGCCGCUGGUUCUUUUUCUUGAACUCACAGGUUCCUUUCUCUGCUGUGGGCAAUAAAUACACCAGUAAGAAAGCUCCAGUGAAUAAAUCCAGUGUACCGUCAAAUGAGAAAAAGCAGGAUGUUGGAAAGUUUGUGGAAUUGCCAGGAGCUGAGAUGGGCAAGGUGGUGGUUCGAUUCCCCCCUGAGGCCAGUGGAUAUCUUCACAUAGGCCAUGCAAAAGCUGCCUUGCUCAACCAGUACUACCAGGUCACAUUUAAAGGCAAGCUCAUCAUGCGCUUUGAUGACACCAACCCUGAGAAGGAGAAGGAAGACUUUGAAAAGGUGAUCCUGGAAGAUGUUGCUAUGCUCCAGAUCCAACCUGACCAGUUUACGUACACCAGCGACCAUUUCCUCACCAUCAUGCGACUGGCCGAGCAGCUGCUGACUGAGGGCAAAGCCUACAUCGACGACACCCCUCCUGAGCAGAUGAAGCAGGAGAGGGAGCAGCGCAUAGAGUCUAAAUGCCGAAACAACACUGUGGAGCAGAACAUGAAGAUGUGGUCCGAGAUGAAAGCCGGGUCAAAGAAAGGUCAGACCUGCUGUAUGAGAGCAAAGAUCGACAUGAAUUCUAACAACGGCUGCAUGAGAGACCCCACCCUGUACCGCUGCAAGACAACCCCCCACCCUCGCACUGGAGACUCUUACAAUGUCUACCCUACAUACGAUUUUGCCUGCCCCAUUGUGGACAGCUUGGAGGGCGUUACCCAUGCUCUUAGGACCACCGAGUACCAUGAUCGUGACGAUCAGUUCUACUGGAUAAUCAAUGCUCUGGGUCUCAGAAAGCCCCACAUCUGGGAGUAUGCCAGACUCAACCUCAACAACACAGUGUUGUCAAAAAGGAAGCUCACCUGGUUCGUUGAUCAGGGAUACGUUGAUGGCUGGGAUGACCCUCGCUUCCCUACUGUCAGAGGUGUCCUGAGGAGAGGAAUGACUGUGGAGGGUCUGAAGCAAUUUAUAGCGGCUCAGGGUGGAUCGAGAUCUGUGGUCAACAUGGAGUGGGACAAGAUCUGGGCUUUCAAUAAGAAGGUUAUUGAUCCAGUAGCUCCCAGGUACACUGCUCUGUCCAGCUCCUACGUGGUUCCAGUUUCCAUCUCAGAGGCAACAGAGGAGAUGAACGAAGUGGCCAAACAUCCUAAGAACGCAGAGGUUGGGAUGAAGGAGGUUUGGUAUGGACCUAGAGUUCUGGUUGAGGGAGCCGACGCCGAGACUUUCAAAGAGGGAGAGAUCGUCACGUUCAUCAACUGGGGAAAUCUGAUCAUCACCAAGAUCAACAAAGGAGCUGACGAUAAGAUUGUGUCCAUGGAGGCUCGCCUGAACCUGGACAACAAAGAUUUCAAGAAGACGACAAAGAUCACAUGGCUGGCUGAGACAGAGAAGGCCCCCCUGCUGCCCACCAUCUGCGUCAAUUACCAGCCACUCAUCUCUAAAGCCGUCAUUACCAAAGAUGACGACUUCAAGGAGUACAUAAAUAAGAACAGUAAGUCAGAGGAGAAGAUGCUCGGGGAUCCCUGUCUGAAGAGCCUGAAGAAAGGGGACAUCAUUCAGCUCCAGAGGCGGGGCUUCUACAUCUGCGACCAGCCCUACGAGCCAAUCAGUCCGAACAGCUGCAAGGAGAGUCCUUGUGUCCUGUUUUAUAUUCCUGAUGGUCACACCAAGGAGAUGCCGACUGCUGGAUCCAAGGACAAAAGCAAGAGUCAGGCCUCCAGCAGCGCCCCUACCACCAGUACCAAAGCUGCUCCAGCUCCGGCUCCGGCUCCAGCUCCGGCCCCAGCUCCGGCCUCUGUCUCAGCAAAUGAUCUGUUGUCGAGCAUUGGAGCACAAGGAGAAGCUGUCCGCAACCUGAAGGCUGCCAAGGCUCCCAAGGAAGAAGUGGAUAAAGCUGUUCAGCAGCUGCUUUCUCUAAAGGCUCAAUUUAAGCAGCAGACGGGUGUAGACUACAAACCGGGAAUGGCUCCCCCCACUUUAUCAGCCACACCAGCCCCUUCAUCUGACACCGCCUUAUGUCCAUACACUUGUGUUACUCAGCAGGGUGAGCUGGUCAGGAAAAUGAAAGCAGAGAAAGCGCCUAAGGACCAGAUUGAUGCUGCGGUGAAACAGCUCCUCGCUCUCAAGGCGGAGUUUAAAACGCUCACUGGUCAGGAUUACAAGCCAGGGAUGGUCGCGCCUGCUCCUUCCUCAGCUCCUUCCACUGUGACCUCCUCCCUUCCCCCCUCUUCAUCUCCUCCUCCUUCUUCUUCUUCUUCUUCUGGCCUGUAUGAGCGUGUUGCACAACAGGGGGAGGUCGUGAGGAAACUGAAGUCUGAAAAAGCCCCCAAGGACCAGGUCGAUGCUGCUGUGAAACAGCUGCUUGCUCUGAAAGCAGAGUACAAACAGGUCACGGGCCAGGAGUACAAACCUGGAGCAGCUCCGGUUCAGAAGACCCCUGCCCCAGUUCAGAAGAGUCCUGCCCCAGUUCAGAACAGUCCUGCCCCUGUUGUAUCUGCUGCCUCUGGUCUUUAUGAGAAGGUAGCUGAACAGGGAGAGGUGGUCAGGAAACUGAAGGCUCAAAAAGCCCCUAAAGAUCAGGUAGAUGCUGCAGUGAAGCAGCUGCUGGCUCUGAAGGCAGAGUACAAACAGCAGACUGGUCAGGACUACAAGCCUGGUGUACCGGCUCCAGCUAGUCCUGCACAGACCCAGUCCAGCACCGACUCUGCUCAGUGCAGCUCCACUCCGCAGGCUCAAGAACUCUUCUCACAGGUGGCCCAGCAGGGGGAGCUGGUGAGGAAGCUGAAGGCUGAGAAAGCUGCCAAGGAGCAGGUGGAUGAAGCUGUGAAAACUCUGCUGGAGCUGAAGAGCAAGUACAAGUCUGUCACUGGAGGGGACUACAAACCAGUGAGUGCUGCUGGAGCCACUGGAGGAGAGGACAAAAACCGCAAGGAGAGGGAGAACAAGUCUGAGAAACAGGGAGGAGGAGGAGGAAAGAAAAGUAAAGGGGACAAAGCUGGUCAUGGCAAGGAGUCAUCAGGAGGAGCAGGAGGCUCAGGAGAGGGUCAAGGCCCAAAGAAACAGACACGGUUGGGUUUGGAGGCUAAGAAAGAGGAGAACCUUGCUGACUGGUACUCUCAGGUCAUCACUAAAGCAGAGAUGAUUGAGUACUACGAUGUGAGCGGCUGUUAUGUGCUCCGGCCCUGGGCUUACUCGAUCUGGGAGGCUAUUAAAGACUUCUUUGACAAAGAAAUUAGGAAACUGGGUGUGGAGAACUGCUACUUCCCCAUGUUUGUCUCUCAGGCCGCCCUAGAGAAGGAGAAGUCCCACAUUGCAGACUUUGCUCCUGAGGUUGCCUGGGUGACUCGCUCAGGAAAGACUGAGCUGGCAGAGCCCAUCGCUGUCAGACCCACCAGUGAGACAGUGAUGUAUCCAGCCUAUGCUAAAUGGGUCCAGUCCCACAGAGACUUGCCAAUCAAACUUAACCAGUGGUGCAACGUUGUGAGAUGGGAGUUCAAACACCCUCAGCCCUUCUUGAGGACUCGGGAGUUUCUGUGGCAGGAGGGGCACACAGCUUUCGCUACAAAGGAGGAGGCAGCUGAGGAGGUGCUGCAGAUUCUGGAUCUGUAUGCCAGGGUGUAUGAGGAGCUCAUGGCCAUCCCUGUGGUAAAGGGCAGGAAGACCGAGAAGGAGAAGUUUGCAGGAGGAGAUUACACAACCACCGUGGAGGCGUUCAUCUCUGCCAGUGGUCGAGCCAUUCAGGGUGCUACAUCCCACCAUCUGGGUCAGAACUUCUCCAGGAUGUUUGAGAUUGUUUUUGAGGAUCCCAAGAAGCCCGGUGAGAAGCAGCUGGCGUUCCAGAACUCUUGGGGCAUCACAACCAGGACCAUCGGUGUCCUCACCAUGGUCCACGGAGACAACAUGGGACUUGUGCUCCCUCCAAGAGUGGCCUGCCUUCAGGUUGUCAUCAUCCCAUGUGGAAUCACUGCUUCCCUGCCAGAACAGGAGAAGGAGGCACUGCUGGCCCAGUGCUCUAAAUACUUAUGCAGGCUGCUGGAUGCUGGCAUCAGGGUGAAGACUGACGUCCGAGACAACUACUCCCCAGGGUGGAAGUUCAACCACUGGGAGUUAAAGGGAGUCCCGAUCCGUCUGGAAGUGGGCCCCAAAGAUAUGCAGCAGAAGCAGUGUGUCGCAGUGAGGAGAGAUUCAGGAGCAAAGGUGACGAUCCCCGAGACUGAAGUGGAGAAGAAGCUGGUCGUCAUGUUGGAGGACAUCCAGAACAGCUUGUUCAAGAAAGCUUCAGAUGACCUGAAGAGUCACAUGGUGGCCGCAGACACGAUGGAAGACUUCCAGAAAGACUUGGACCAAGGCAAAAUUGUUCAGAUCCCAUUCUGUGGUCAAAUCGAGUGCGAGGACUGGAUCAAGAAAAUCACCACCAGGGACCAGGAUCUGGAGCCUGGAGCUCCAUCUAUGGGAGCCAAGAGUCUCUGCAUCCCCUUUUCCCCACUGAAGACCCUGCAGCCUGGUCAGAUGUGUGUCAGCGGCAAGGAGCCUGCACAGUAUUACACUCUGUUUGGACGCAGUUAUUAAAGACCUGCCUUCUGAGACAUCAUUGUCUGAUUCCUAAUCUUAUGUAGGUGUUUAAGAUAAAAAGGUGACUGACUUGUGGGCUCCAGUAGGAACUUUUUAUUUUAUUUUAUUUUUUAUGUUGGCACUAUUGUAUAAUGAUUGAAA
Messenger RNA from Nematolebias whitei (Rio pearlfish), 5191 nucleotides. RefSeq names its product glutamyl-prolyl-tRNA synthetase 1 (gene eprs1). NCBI's taxonomy places the organism in Eukaryota, Metazoa, Chordata, Actinopteri, Cyprinodontiformes, Rivulidae. Gene Ontology annotation, molecular function: proline-tRNA ligase activity; glutamate-tRNA ligase activity; ATP binding. Gene Ontology annotation, biological process: prolyl-tRNA aminoacylation; translation; glutamyl-tRNA aminoacylation. Bases 26 to 5047 code for a protein of 1673 amino acids. The transcript has 35 exons. The record is from RefSeq and is a predicted model, not a curated record. Gene Ontology annotation, cellular component: aminoacyl-tRNA synthetase multienzyme complex; cytoplasm.